Messenger RNA from Esox lucius (northern pike), 8212 nucleotides. It is a transcript of the gene agap3, whose product is annotated as ArfGAP with GTPase domain, ankyrin repeat and PH domain 3. The transcript has 18 exons. Gene Ontology annotation, molecular function: GTP binding; GTPase activator activity; protein binding. NCBI's taxonomy places the organism in Eukaryota, Metazoa, Chordata, Actinopteri, Esociformes, Esocidae. Gene Ontology annotation, cellular component: nucleus. Bases 1261 to 4980 code for a protein of 1239 amino acids. The record is from RefSeq and is a predicted model, not a curated record.
GGAGCGACUGAUGGAGGAAGGCGGAGAGAGCGAGAGAGGGGAAGGGUGGGAGGGAGAAGCCCUGGGGACACCGAGUACUCUUUCAGAACGGUUUGUUUAGGGAUCCUGUCUCUGUUGACUGCAGCAGCAAUGGAUCCUCAGCUCUUUCUUCCCUGGAUCACCGUUCACUCACUGUCAUCCAUGUUACUCUCAGGGGACUGAAAUCCCACCGAGGACCCUGGAGAGGAACUCAGCUCAGGGUGUUGGUGUGUUCUAAGGCCAAGCGGUGCUCCGGUUGGGAUCUGCUCCUUGUUUUCCAACUAUCCCGUUGGUUUCGGAGACUGCUGGAAAGUUCAAACGGACACACUCCCUCACACUAUGCACAGCGGGCAAGGGCUCAGAGAUUAAGGGUUUUGUCUGCAGUGCUGGCGGAAAAAGGACUGCGCACGUCUUGCCAAAGAAGGCGAGGAUGUCUCAGUUUUUCAUGCACUGCUCAAGGCCUUGCAGGUGCGACGAGCAUGUGUUUUUUGAGUGGCUUUCUUAGCUGUUGCUCGCCCUCGCGUCGUACAGGUGCAAGAAGGAAAAAGUCGGAGAGGAACGAAUGCGGCGAUCCAGCCACCAUCCUGCAUCCUUCUGCAGGGCUGCUGUAGUGUGAGGCUCUGGGGGUGAUGGAGGUGUCACUGGGGAUUUGCUCAGGCUUGUUUGAAGUUAUUUUUCCGUGUCAAAGGUGAAGGAUUAUGCCUUGGGGUUGGAAUGCAGCCUGGAAGUGAAGAAGUUGGAGAGCGGCCGUAAACACCACCUCACCAAGGAGUGUGAGCCUGUUUGCUUUGCGUGCGUGUGUUUGUGUUAGCCUGUUUGCCUGUGUGUUAGUUAGGCGAGUUUGUGCAUGACUGCGUGUCUAGUGGAGGGCAGGCCAGCGCCAUGCUACUGCUGAGGCAGUCGGGGCAGCGGAGCGGACUCUCCACGGGGCCACAGGUAAGACUGUAAAAAGCCCAGCGGUUGGGAGGAAACCGGGCCACAGUGUACCGCAUCUCGGUUAUCCUGAACGGACCUCUGGCGUGUGAGGAGGGGGUGGGCCUGGCCACUCGACACGCCCACCCGGAAGAGCGUCCUCCUGCAGCUGGGAGCGCUGUGGCACUGCCACGGCCGAUUCAGGGGGAGGAGGGACGCCUCAGACCGGGCAGGGCAGGACAGGAGCUUGGCAGGUGGCCCUCACUGAACUACACCGGCAGAGAGGAGCGGAGGAGGGAGGAGGCAGUGGAGGAGGAGGGGGGAGGGAAAAUGAAGACGGACCGGUUUCUCCGACAGCUCUCCUGUAACUCAGCAGCGUCUCAGGCAGACAGGAAGACGGCAGCGGUAGAGGCAGAGGCAGCCACAGCAGCUCCAAAGCAACGGCAGACCCAGGUGGAGACCCAGGGACAAGACGUUUCUCCCCAGACUGAAGGGCCUCUCCCUGGGCAUCAUGGGGGUGUUCUGGCCGAUUGCGGCUCUCUGCCCCGGGUUGUGCUCCAUAGGAGGCCAUCCCAGGAUGGCGCUCCUCCAAACAGCAGACGGGCUCUGAGCAUGUAUGGUGCUCCAGCCAGGCAGCAACGAGGCUCGCUAAAUAACCAGGACAGACCAGACAGACCAAGGAGACCCAGAAGUGUGUGCAUGCUGGCUGGCCCCAACCUCAACCCUGCCCUGUUAGAGCCCAGCUUCCACGCGUCCCACCCCCAGCAGAGCUCCAGGAGGUGGGCUACAGGAUCUCUAGACGGUCCCCCUGAGCAGCGCUGGACCAGGAGAGCAGAGCUACGGGCGGUCGACGGCCUCAAGCCGGGGAUCGUCGCUCAUCGAACGGUGGCAGAGGCUGAGGACGAAGUGGUCCCCCGGGUCCGGAAGCACACCCAGAACCCGAGGCCGGUCAGUAUGACAGUGUUGGAGCUCAGGAGGAAGGCCUACGGGUCCCAGGACAAUCUAAACAGCCAAGGGGGAAGCCAUGUGGGAGGUCUGUUCAGCCGCUGGAGGCUGUUCGGCCGACCAACCCAGGACAAGGAGAAGGAAGCAGCCCCAGGGUCCAAGCCAAACAGCAGGCCAGAUGUCCCCAAGAAGACCCUGAGCUCAUUACGCCGGAGCCUCAGCCUGCGGAUCAGGAGGAACCGGCCACGGGAGAAAGUGGACCGGUCCGAGGUGACAAGCAUCGAGACAUCUCACCCCUCGCGUCCCUUCUCAUAUCUCACCGGGAGAACCCUGUCAACUCGGAACGAGAGGGACAAUGAUGGAGGCAUGCCGUAUGUUCAGUACCACGGCCAGGGGAAAGUAAAAGUGACGGAAGUUCCUGUCAGCUCAGCCAAACUGUCGUCCUCCACUAAACCAGCCCAGGAGGAGCUCAGUGUGUGGCAGCUCAUAGCCAGCCGCUUUAGGAGGAAGGAGCAACAAGAGCCAACAAACACUAAAUGUGAACUCCUGCCCCAACCCCCUAGCAAGGAUAUUCAGACCGGCGAAUAUCCCUUGGCCGAGAUAAAGAAGCCUCAGUCUGUUGCCAUAGAGACUCUGUCAGACAUUGACUGCAGCAAAGGUCAAGACUCUUUCGUCAACAGCCAAGAAUGGACAUUGAGUCGAUCAGUGCCCGAGCUCAAAGUGGGCAUUGUGGGUAAUCUGUCGAGCGGGAAAUCAGCCCUGGUUCACCGGUACCUGACAGGCACGUACGUGCAGGAGGAGUCCCCAGAAGGCGGCCGUUUCAAGAAGGAGAUUGUGGUGGACGGACAGAGUUACCUGCUGCUGAUCAGAGAUGAGGGAGGCCCUCCAGAGCUGCAGUUUGCUGCGUGGGUAGACGCUGUGGUGUUCGUCUUCAGUCUGGAGGAUGAAAUCAGUUUCCAGACGGUCUACAACUACUUCCUGCGCCUUUCCAGCUACAGGAACACAGCAGAGGUCCCGAUGGUCCUGGUGGGAACACAAGAUGCCAUCAGCGCUGCCAACCCCAGAGUGAUUGAUGACUCACGGGCCAGGAAGCUGUCCAAUGACCUGAAGCGUUCCACCUACUACGAGACCUGCUCCACCUACGGCCUCAAUGUGGAGCGAGUGUUUCAGGAUGUGGCCCAGAAGGUGGUGGCUCUGAGGAAAAAGCAGCAGCUGUCUAUUGGUCCAUGCAAGUCCCUCCCCAACUCUCCCAGCCACUCAUCAGUCCCUAAUGCAUCCAUCCCCUCUGUGCAUAUUAACCAGGCAGCGAAUGGCGGGGGUGCGUUCAGUGAUUACUCCUCCUCUGUGCCCUCCACUCCCAGCAUCAGCCAGAGGGAAAUGCGCAUCGAAACCAUUGCUGCAUCCAACACACCCACACCCAUUCGCAAGCAGUCCAAGCGCCGCUCCAACAUCUUCACAUCACGGAAAGCCAGCAAUGAACAGGCAAAGACCCCUGAGAGUAAAACAGACAGCAUAGGCAGUGGAAGGGCCAUACCCAUCAAACAGGGAAUUCUUCUUAAGAGAAGUGGGAAGUCCCUGAAUAAGGAGUGGAAGAAGAAAUAUGUCACACUUUGUGACAAUGGCCUCCUUACCUACCACCCCAGUUUACAUGAUUACAUGCAGAAUGUGCAUGGGAAAGAGAUCGACCUGUUAAGGACCACAGUUAAGGUGCCAGGGAAACGACCGCCCAGAGCGGUUACCGCCAUCGCCCCAUCUGCCAGCCCCCAGACUAACGGGCUGACCAAGGACCGUAGUACCCUUCAGCUGGGCAUUGGCACCACAGGUGCGCCGCACUCCAACAGCAGCACGUCCCUCCAGUCGGAGCGCUCUGUCAGCGGGUCGGGUCUGGUCGGCUUUGGGGGCAGUAAGGAAAGCAUGCACCAACGCUCCUUCUCUGUGUCCAGCGCUGACCAAUGGAACGAGGCCGCCAUUAACGCCAGUGCAAGCACCGGGACCGCCAAUGGGAUGGGCGAACCUUUGACCUGCAACUCUGGAGUGGGCAGUGCUACAAGUCCCAAACUGGAGCCUCCGCCCUCGCCUCACGCCAAUCGCAAGAAACACAGACGGAAAAAGAGCACAGGAAUCGCCAAGCCAGAUGGGCCGUCCACAGGCAAUGAAGAGUCCGAGGAGUCAUUUGAGUUCAUCAUCGUGUCUCUGACGGGUCAGAUGUGGCACUUUGAGGCAUCUACGUACGAGGAGAGAGAACUGUGGGUCACAGCCAUUGAGAGCCAGAUCCUUGCCAGCCUGCAGUCCUGCGAGAGCAUGAAGAACAAGUCCCGGUUAGGGAGCCAGAGUGAUGCGGCGUCCAUUCAGUCCAUAAGGAAUGUGAGAGGGAACAGCUUCUGUGUGGACUGUGAUGCAGCCAACCCUGACUGGGCCAGUCUGAAUCUGGGGGCUCUGAUGUGUAUCGAGUGCUCAGGGAUCCACAGGAACCUGGGCACCCAUCUGUCCAGGGUACGGUCUCUGGACCUGGACGACUGGCCUGUGGAGCUCUGCAUGGUGAUGGUGGCUGUAGGAAACGCCCUGGCCAACAGUGUCUGGGAGGGAGCUCUGGAGGGUUACACAAAGGUGGGCGCUGACAGUACCAGAGAGGAGAGGGAGCGUUGGAUCCGGGCUAAGUAUGAGCAGAAGCGCUUCGUGGUGGAUCUCCCCCAGUCUGAUGUGCCCCUGGGCCAGCAGCUGCUCCGGGCCGUGGUGGAGGACGACCUGAGGCUUGUGGUUCUGCUGCUGGCCCACGGCACCAAGGAGGAGGUCAACGAGACGUACGGCGACGGGGAUGGACGCACUGCCCUGCACCUUUCCUGCGCCAUGGCCAACGUGGUCAUCACUCAGCUCCUCAUCUGGUACGGCGUAGACGUGAAGAGCCGGGACGCGCGCGGCCAGACGCCUCUAGCCUGCGCCAGGCGGGCGGGCAGCCAGGAGUGUGUCGACAUCCUCCUCCAGCACGGCUGCCCCAAUGACCCCGUCAGCGGCAGCGGGACGGCCCCCAGCGCCGGCAGCAGGAACCCCAACGUCAACAACAACAACGCCCUGGGCGAGCUCAACCGCAGUGUCAGUAUCAUGUAGGACCUGGAGUGGACCGGGGUUGGACCGUACUCACGGAUCGCCAACACCGCUAAACGUGCCCACUGUGUUCCCUUAGACUCCCCACUGACCACACUGCUCUCCCCUCCCCCCGUCCUCCUGCUCUCCCCUUCCCCCGUUCUCCUGCUCUCCUGCUUCUUACUCUGUAACCCAGACUGAGUGACUGAAGGGUUUGUUUGGCGCAACGGACAGGGAGGAUACAUCCCAGGACGCUGACGGUGAGGGCUGGGGGGUGCAUUGUAUUUGAUGUUAUUCUUCUCGUCGGCACAGAGGGGUAUCUCUUUCAGAAAUGAUCAUGAUCAGCUUUAAAGCUUUUUUUUUAUUGUUAAGCAUCAACCAAAUGAAUGGCUCAAGAUCAUUUUUUUUUUUAUUGUUUGGACAUUUGCCGUUCAUCACACCCCUGCUAAAAUAGUUUGUUUUUAUACUUGAACGUUUCCUUUCAUGUCUUCCUCUGUUAGAGCCAAACUGUUUUUUAAUGUACGGAUAUGAAAUGAGUGAUUCCCUCCAUUUAUGCUUCCAUGCCUACUGUAUAUAGUGAAAGGUAACACCUUUGCAACACAAUUUGCUUUAGAUACUCAAAAGGAAAUUCCUGUUUGAUGAACAGCGCUUUCUAGGUGGUAUCACGCGUAGUCACACAGGAAAGAAACUUACUUCAGACGUUCUUUGGUGUAAUUUCGUUACAUCAUGAUCCACCAUGCACCACCAAUUUCAGAUUUAGUAAGGUGCUAUUUGAGCGAUCUAUUAUUAGUACUAUGAAGCUAUCAAACUGUUGUCAUGCCAUUCACAUGCAAAAGCAAAGCAUGUCUAGCUGAAGGGCAAAAAAAAAUGAAAUAUUUUACAUAUGGGCAAAUGGUUUAUAUCGUUUAAGGGAUGAUUGCACAAUGUAAGAGUUUUGGGAAAAUCAUAAAGUGAAUCUUUCUUCUUCCAUCCUGAUCAUGUUCCUCUUGCAAAUCAUCCAUGAUUGUACGGAAUUAAUGGGUCUGUUUUAUGAGCAUCUUGCUGAAUGGUUUUUGUAAAGAUGCCUCUUCAAUCAGAAAUCAUUCACAGGGAUGAUUGAAAGAAGGAAAUUGUAUCAUUAAGACAUCUUUUGUUGGAGUAAUUUUCUGACGGGUUUAAAGAGUGUUGAUAAUUAUUUGACAAAGAUCACAUGACCCUGCGUUAACAUUUCUACAGGCAUAAUGGAAUAUUUGUUAUCCGGUUGCCAAAGCCCUCUAUAUUGGCAACCAUGAUAUUAUGAAUUCUGUUGUAGCAUUGAACUGUCUGGUACGUAAAGCAGAAUGCCCUGGCUGGACAAUUCCUAGAAUUAUUGUAGAAUAUUUACUAGAUUAAAAAAAAGUUAAUCUUGGGGAAAUUGCUGUGUGUGUGUGAGUGUGAGUGUGUGUGUGUGUGUGUGUGUGUGGUGCAUGGGUGGUGCAUGUGUUUGUGAGUGGACAAAAGAGCAAGCUAGUGACUGGGUAAAUCUGUAUUGAAGACAAAAUACAGAGAAAUGUAAAACAAGUGUUGGGAGUGGAAAUGUGUUUUCAAGUCUGCAGACCUCUAUAACAAUAGCUUCACCUCCUAUUAGACUGAUCUUGAAACAGUGUGGGUUAACUUUGACUUCUGGAGUAGAAUCUUUCCCUCAUUUCCUAUCUGACUGACGUGACUUUAACCACCCAUCCAACCCCUAACUCGUAUUUAAGGGACCUGACAAAGUACUCUGAAGUGUCAAAAUGUUGAGGGACUGAAAGGGUCAAGAAGGGAUUGAGAGAACAAACAAAUGACUUAUUACUUUAUUGGAACUCAUCAUGGUAACAUCAUAUGAAUACAUCAGCACGGGACAUAUGACAAGACAAGAUGGAGGAGGGACUUUGACAACAGAAAUACUCAAGUGGUAUUGGUAUAAAGUCUAGACAUCUUUUUUUCUUACUCUCCUUACAUUUUUGGGUUUGAUAUUUAAACCCAGUUUUCUGGUCCUUAGGUUUACUAUUGCAGUGUUUAUGUUUACAGGGCAAAGGCUCUUUAUAUUAACCUGGGUAGAUUUUUUUACAUGGUUUUGUUGAUUCGCAAGUAGCUGAAACCGUUUGAGAGAAUGUCAGUACAACUGCAAUACAACCUGUUUGUAAAGACGUAACUAAAACCAGCUUUACCCGCUGUGUUCUAUCAGUAUUUGUAGUGUUUGAAGCCAGAAUAACAAGAUGCAGAAAACAUGUCAAAUACAGGUUAAUUUGUGUUGUACUGGACUUGGCCCUAUGAUUCAACCAAAUGACAUUUAGACUGGUGGUCAACAGAGCUUAUAUACAGCCUUAAGUUAUAACGGUACAUUGACAGGUUGGUGUUUUCCCCUCUUGUGUAUAGUAUGUGUAUAAACCUCCAUGGAACCAUCAUCGUUAUUUGAAAGAAUUCUCCGUACCUCUCAAGGUAUGUCUGAUAAGUUAGUAGAUAUGUUUCCUAAUAGACUUUUAGGUAUAUCCUUAUCUCAUGCCAUAGGACUCUAUUCACUCUUGUAAUAUAGCCGUUCCCCAGUACUCUUACCAUUAGCUUAAUAUAUCAACGUUAUCCUAAGCAAAAUGUUUUCCCCCAAAGACAGGGGCUCUUCUGAUAAUGCACCUAUUGUCCUAAAUAGUGCUUUCCUUCUGACCUGAGCUCUGUGUGGGAGCCAGUCAGAACCACUGUGAAGGAAGUUGGUUACCAUUUUCGGAUACUCCCCGGAUGUAGAUAUUGGUCCAAGAUCCUCUAUGACCAGACACUCUCCAAGACAAAAAAUUGAAACAUUUCUUAUUCAUGGUCACUGACUUGUAAACCUUAAUUUGGUAUGUUAAUUUUUUAAGAAUAUUUUAGGUACUGUGGUUAGGUCUCUAUGAGUGUGUUCACACUGACACCCCAAUUUGAUUUUUUUUUGCCCAAUAGCUGAUCUUGUCGGUCAAAACAUUAAUUAAUGUAAAAGAUCAGAAUUGGGCUGCCUUUGUUAAUGUAGCCAAUUAAUCUAGAUUAUCUGAACAUUUGAGGUACUUUGUGUAUAAUGAUGUACAUUUGACAUAUUUAUAAUGCAGUAUGUAAAUAUUGUUUGUUUUUUGUUGAAUUUUCCUAUUUUAUUUUCUUCUCUAUACGCUCAGAACGUGAAACAAAGCGUAAAGGGUUAUGUGUGUGCUAGGAUGCUUGGCUGACUGUUGACCUAUUCAUCAAACACUCCAAUAAAACAAUGUAGCCUUUCCUGGAUUUGGGAAAUAACAAAAUG